AGUACAAAUGUCACAGUUCUUUCAUUUAUUUUAUAAUUUUUUUAUUAUCAUUUCAUUCUUAUCAAAUUCAUUACACUUCGCUACGAAUUUCCACUAUGAUACAAGUGAAUAUGUAAAUUCUCCUAAGUAAUUAAAUAACAAUAGUUCGACAUACUUUCCCUAACUUUGAAUUCCUAAUAAAGUAACGAAAAUGUCUAGAAUUUACAAAGGAGUUAUAUCAGUUGCAGAUAAAUUUGUCCCAACAAAACUACGUCCAUUAUGGGAACACGACGCAGGUCCAAAAACUGUAUUCUUCUGGGCUCCUGCAUUCAAAUGGGGUUUGGUGAUAGCUGGGUUAGGUGACGUGUUACGGCCUGUCGAGACCCUAUCGGUACCCCAAUCCGCGUCCCUAGCUGCCACUGGAAUCGUCUGGUCCCGAUACUCCCUCGUUAUCAUCCCCAAAAACUACAGCUUGUUUGCUGUCAACGUAUUUGUCGCCAUUAUAAACACGUAUCAAUUAGGCCGGGCGUUAAAAUACCAACAUGAGAAAGAGAAGAAGUGAUAGAAAUACGGGUAUUUUUGGGUUAAUGGCCCAGAUUAUAAUUAGUACAAUUUUUUUUUGUUAAAUAUUAAGUAAGCUAAUAAUAUUUAGUGGGAGGGUUUUUUUUUAUAUAGAAUUAUUUAUUUUAGAUAAAAAUAUAUAUUUAUAUAACUGACUCUUAGGUGGUAAAUUAUAUGUUGACUUAGAUAUCAAAUGAUUGUGAUCGUUAUAUUUUUAUAUACUCAUAUAACAUAUUAAUACUAUAUAUAAUAUUAUAGUAUACAUAUAACUUGCACUGUGUAAAAUUUUGUCAAAAGUUGCUUAUGUUAUUACAAAUAAUCUGUUAACAAAAAAUAACAUUAAGGUCCAUGUUUAUACAUGGUGCAUGUUGAACAAACUCAUGGUAUCACUCUCAAUUAGAAAAUUUGCCCACAUCUCUUUCACUUUCUAUAUUUAAAUGCAAAUAAUUUUAUGAUAAUAUUUAUUCGCCAAUUAUAAACAUUUUUGAUAUAUUUUUCCAAUCAAUAGAUCCAUCCUUUGUCACGAUUUUUUUAUUAGAAUAAUGGAUUAAGAAAUCCGACACGUUCAUCAUGAUUAUUACAAUUGCAACACUCAGGGAUUGGUGAUAGCUGGGUUAGGUGAUAUGAACAGACCUGUCGAGAGCCUAUCCGUACCCCAGUCCGUAUCCCUCGCAGCCACUUGUCUAAUAUAAAUAUUUUCUUGUUGUCAUCCCAAAAAAGUACAGUUUAUUCACUGUAAACGUAUUUGUCGUUAUAAUAAACUUGCACUAAUUGGGUCGGGCCGUAAAAUACCAACAAGAAUUUAGGGAUAAAGGGAACAAGUGAUGGUAAAAUAGACGGGUAUUUUAGGGUUGUGAAUGUUGUGAUAAUACGCGCCAAUAAAAGAAAAAUAAAAAAUUCUGGUAUUCUACAUUUUUAUUAUUUAUUUAACUUAUUAAUUAUUUACAUAAAAUACUAGCAAGAAAUUAAAUAUAAGAAGAAAAUGUGGCGGUAAUGUUAAAUACGGGUCCUUGCAGGUUGUGAUAGUACGCGCCUUAAAUAAAUUAAAAAGAUCUGGGAUUCUACCAUGAAAUGAAAAUCUGAAUUCACGCACUCAAUUUCGUGUUUUCGUUCAUUCUAAAAUCGACCCAAAAAAAUGGAGCUUAACGUUUCGUUCGUCUUAAAUUCUACCAUAAAAUUCCAAAGGAACUAUAUUUUAACAUUUCUAAUAUUUUUAAACGGUAUUUAUUCUGUAAUAUUAACAUCAAAUUUGUGUUUCGUUCGGCCCCGAAAUUUCGGAAAACAUUUCAUGGUAGGCGCUCUGGUUUUAUUUUAAUAAGGUUAUUUAAUGCCUUUGAUUAUAGAGAGAAUAACGUGCAAAUAGCGUGCAAUAAGCACGCGAACCAUUCUCAGUAGAUUUGUUAUUUUAUUAUUUAUUUUGGUGCAUGUUAAACAAACUCAUGUAAUAUUAAACAAUAACGGUCUUACACAAUGCAUGUUGAACAAACUUUGAUAUAGACGGAGACUAUAAACAGCCAUUUGCUUUCUAUCCAGUGUUCCUGGCUCAUGUUCUUAACUUUCUUCACCUUCAUACAUCUCUUCAUACAAGCUCACAUUGAUGUCACACAUCUGGGGUGUUCAUAAAAGAUGGCUUCUGCAUAACUAGCUUUAAUUAUACUCUCUUUAGAAUAAUCUAAUUUGGUUUCUAUCUAUAUAAGAAGUAACAUUUAAAAAUAAAACAUUUUGUCUCUGAUCGUAUUUAUGGUAAUAAACUAAUAAACUCACAAAUUUACCUCGAUAUAACGUGACUUCUCAGUUUUGACUUUUUUUUUUUAUUUACUGAUAAAUGGUUCAUUUUUAAUGGUAAUACUAAAAAAAAAAUAUAAAAGUCCCUUCAUGACAAGCGAGCAAAUAUUAACAGCUGCAUAACUAGAUAAAUAAGUAUAGUUGAUAAUACACAACGAGUUGUAAUAUUAGUUGAUUGGGUGCUAAAUUGUUAACGACUGUAGGUAUAUCUGAUGUAUAAUAUGUACAUGGAAUGAUGACCUAACCAUAAAAAUAACUAUUUAAAAGAAUACGAGUUUAAAGAACUAUAAAACAAUACUUGAACAAUAAUUUAAUAUAAAUUAUUAAAUGUAUUUUUCUACUUACUAUUUAGACUUAUUAGUAACAAAAUGUUUUCUUACGUUCAUCACAAAAGUUAAGUAAAAAUUUAGCUUAUUCAAAAAUAUUGACGCAAAAUUUUAUUUAGAUAAUUCACAAAUUUUAAAACAAUAAUUGUUACACUGAUUUUUAAGUAUAUUUACAAGGCUAAUUUGGUUGACAGUGGUCGAAAUUCGACCAUAACGUAUGUUGUAAUAAAUGAAUUUAUUAUAGUUAUGUUUGACAUUCAGUAAGACUAUAGACAAGUAAUAUUAACAGACAAACGAUAUUAAUCUAUUCUCAAUUUGACCAUAGACUUUAACGAUUAAACAAAAGAAUAUAUAUGCAUGUGUGUGUCAAAUACAUGAUAGUGUGUGUAAUUUUUUUUUUAUUUAUUAAUGUAUUUUUUAUGCAUAAUUAAAACAAAAUAUAAUCAUUCCUCACUCUUUCUCUAUAUAAACAAUAAAUGUGCCAAAUUUCAUACUCCUCCGUCCGCGCAAUUUUCGUAAAAAGGACUACAAAGUUUUUGCUUUACGUAUUAAUAUAUAAAUAUAAUACAAUACGAGUGUAAACUUAUUUUCAAUUCAUAUUCUUUUUUAUUCUACUGUAAAUAUAUACGUAACUGCGUAAUAACGAACUAAGAGUGAUAAUGAGUUUGUUACCGAUCACCAUGAGUUACGUUAAUGCCUAAUCUAAUUAAGAUAAUUCGGUGCUGUAAAACAAUUUAAAACUACAUUUCUCACAAGUUGUAUACGUUCCACAUUUGUGAUAGUUGUACAUAUGUAACUCUAUUAGUCAGUUGAGAUAUUUAUUUAAACUUGAACGCACAGUAAAAUUCUAUGUACAUUUUGCGGAAUUAACACCGGACAGUGUUACCAGUCAACCAUUGGACAAUCCGAGAAAUAAGUAUAAUAUAUAUUAUAUUACAGUAAAUCGUGUACGUAACAUAUUUUUAUUUAUAGUUACAUAAUGCAUAGUAAAUACAUCAACUGACUAAAGGCUUUCUUAGUAUAUACAAAACCAAUAUAAAAAUAAAAUUCAAGUGCUGAAAUAAACUUACUCGAUUAUAUUAAAAAAGUAUUUCAUUAUUAGAUACUUAUAAAUUAUUUUUGGGCUUAGUAUAUGCUAAGAAUAACGUUAUACAUAAAUAGGUAAAUAAGUAAAUUACAUUGCAUUCCGCGGGUAGUUGUGUGAUAAUUGUUACUAUUUGUUAGUGCCAAUUUUUGUCGUUAUUCGUAAGUACCAUCGAUGGUUACUAAAAGACACAUCUCCAUUAAAUAUAUGUAUAACUAACGAUACUUAUAUAAAUGUUCCAUUACUUUUUAAUUCUCUAUAAUUUAUUGUGAUAUAAAUUAAAGCUAUCUAAGUAGGUAUAUGUAUAUGGUUUGAGAACUAUAUACAUAUGUACGUACAAAUUCAUGGUAUCCAACUUAUGUACACAAAUUACAUUAAAUAAUUGUUUUGUAAGUGUAUUAUUUAUUUUUGUGAAGCCGUUUUACUUGUGAAUAUAUACUUGUUAUUUAUCA
Galleria mellonella (greater wax moth) is the source of this 4187-nucleotide messenger RNA. RefSeq names its product mitochondrial pyruvate carrier 2-like. Gene Ontology annotation, molecular function: pyruvate transmembrane transporter activity. Gene Ontology annotation, cellular component: mitochondrial inner membrane. The record is from RefSeq and is a predicted model, not a curated record. Gene Ontology annotation, biological process: pyruvate import into mitochondria. The transcript is spliced from 3 exons. Bases 191 to 541 code for a protein of 116 amino acids. NCBI's taxonomy places the organism in Eukaryota, Metazoa, Arthropoda, Insecta, Lepidoptera, Pyralidae.